Messenger RNA from Epithele typhae, 531 nucleotides. RefSeq lists its product as uncharacterized. Lineage: Eukaryota; Fungi; Basidiomycota; Agaricomycetes; Polyporales; Epitheliaceae. Gene Ontology annotation, biological process: trans, trans-farnesyl diphosphate biosynthetic process. The transcript is spliced from 2 exons. Gene Ontology annotation, molecular function: (2E,6E)-farnesyl diphosphate synthase activity; dimethylallyltranstransferase activity. The coding region runs from base 1 to 531 and encodes 176 amino acids. The record is from RefSeq and is a predicted model, not a curated record. Gene Ontology annotation, cellular component: cytoplasm.
AUGCCGCUCGUUUUACGACUGCCGGCAGCCAAUCUCGUCGCCUCUUCCGCGGCCCCCAAAUGCGCCCGUCUACUCGCCGUCUUCCUCCCUUCCGUCCUCGAUUCGCGGAGGUUCUCGGACCCGAAGCGCGCUCACCGAUGGGGAGUCCUUUGGGGCUGGCCAUCGCCCACCGCGACCACUCGUACCGGUACCACGUCGAGGCCGUCUCCUACAUUCUACGCCUCCCUCAUGCUCAUCUUCAAGACCGCCUACUACUCCAUCUACCUCCCCGUCGCUGCUUCUGCAGCAUCCCCCAGUCCGGCUUCUCCGGCCGCCCUUCCGCGCCCUCAGAGUCCAUCCUCUGGGCGAGUACGCCCACGUGCUGAGUAUGCCCACGUGCUGGACGACUUCCUUGACUACGCCGUCGGCAAGAUCGGGACGGACGUCGUCGACAACAAACGCUCUUGGUAUGCCAAUGCCGCAGUCGCGCUUACAACCUUGACCCAGCGCGCUGUCCUCGAUGCCAACUGCGGCCGCAAAGACCCCGUGUGA